Molecule: messenger RNA, 702 nt
Organism: Plasmodium malariae
Lineage: Eukaryota; Apicomplexa; Aconoidasida; Haemosporida; Plasmodiidae
Product: Plasmodium exported protein, unknown function
Exons: 2
Coding region: 1-702 (233 amino acids)
Source: RefSeq, a predicted model, not a curated record
AUGGAAAAUAUAAGUAAAUUCUCCUUUAUUAAAACUUUUUCAUUUUCCUUUUUAAUAUGGAUGUUCCAAUAUUCCUAUGAGGCUAAUUAUAGAAUAUCAAACAACAUAAAAAUUAACCAAAAUAAUUCAUCAGAUAAAAAGUUAAGCAGAUUAUUAUAUGAAAAAAUAUAUAAAGAUUUUGAACAUUCAGACUUGAAUUUAAAUGAUAAGUUUCAGAAAAACCAUAAAAACUUACUUGAUUCAUUAAACCCUAGCAGUAAUUUUGAUAGUUCCAAUGAUUCAUUAAACUCUAGCCAUAUUUUUGAUGGUUCAAAUUAUUCAUUAAACUCUGAUGAUUAUAUUGAAACAGUAAACGGACAAUUUAAAGGAAAACCCUUUCCAAUGAAAAAAUAUAAGCCAGAAAGGAAAGAUGAUUCACAUGGGAUACUUAGUUGUUUGAAGAAACUAGAUUCGCAAUAUGAAAGAGAAGUGAGAAAACUUUUGGGUGUUGAAGGUACAAAGAUAAAUGAAUUUACAGGUAAGCCUUUAGAAAGUGUGAAAAAAGUAGCGUUUAAGGUUUUUGCUCCAAUUGUAUUAUCCAUUUUUAUAGCGUUUUCGAUUAUGUUUAAAUCUUUAUCAAACUCGACAGGUCUCCUGAUAUCUUUGGCAUUAUUGAUAUUGUCAUCCAUUUAUUUUAUUAUUAAAUUAGAUAAAAAUAAAUAA